Messenger RNA from Vigna umbellata (rice bean), 813 nucleotides. The record is from RefSeq and is a predicted model, not a curated record. Lineage: Eukaryota; Viridiplantae; Streptophyta; Magnoliopsida; Fabales; Fabaceae.
UUGUUUGAGAUAUACAUUGAUUGCAGACGUGACAGUUUCAUCACUCACAGAGCCUUUUGUGAUGCUUUGGCACAAGAAAGUGCAAGAGAGCCACCCAAUUUGAGCAGUGCCAUUGGCAACCAGCUAUUUGGAAACAGUAACAACAUGUCCUUAGGCUUAUCUCAGAAUUUGGGUGCUCAGAUUCCUUCAAUCCAUGACCAAAACUCCCAACCCAGUGACCUAUUGCGUUUCUGUGGUGCACCAAGGACUGGUCCAUUUGACCACAUUCUCCCACCAAACAUAGCCUCACCCUUCAGACCCUCCUCACACCAAACCAUGCAACUUCAAAACCCUCCAUUCUUCAUGCCAGAAUCAAACCAAAACCAAAACCGAAACUACCAUGAUCACCAACAAGCUUUAAUCUCAAACAAGCCUUUUCAAGGAAUGAUACAACUAUCUGACCUCAACAACACCAACACCCCUUCUGCCUCCAACCUCUUCAACCUUCCUUUUCUAUCCAACCGAGGCCACCACACCCCCAACUACUCCGAGGAACACCACUUCAACCCCACAAAAGCCUCAAAUUUCUUCACAGAAGGCACCAUAAUCGGCACCGAUCACCAAACAAGCUCCGCCACUGCCCUUUCGCUUUUCAGCACCACUCUCCAAAACACCACCAACUUGUCUCACAUGUCAGCAACUGCACUGCUCCAAAAAGCUGCUCAAAUGGGUGCUACAAGUUCCAGCACCAACAACUUCCAUGCAACCGGACAAGCCACGGUGCAAUUGAAUAAGCGUCUGGAUCAAGGCGUAACCGGUUACAUCAACCUGUAA